GUGUUGAUCUUUGGGGAAGCCCUCGUAGCUGGUAGUUACACUCAAGAAACGGCAUUAAGCUGUGAGAAAGGGUUUUCUUUUAAUGCAGCAGAACUUGUUUUAUCACAUCUUAAAGGAGUUUAGCAGGACUUUGAAUGGGUUUGAGCUCAACGCUGCUUGAAUAAAACGACUCACCUGCUGUGAGGCUUCAGCGUCUGGACCAUGUUCUCCUCUGCUACCCCGUACAAAAACCAGCACUACGCUGAACUGAGGAGGACCUGCAUCAAUGACAAGACGCUGUUUGAGGAUCCAGAAUUCCCGGCCACCAAUGCAUCGCUGUAUUUCAGGAAACCACCGCCUGGGAUGGUGGAAUGGAGACGACCACGGGAGAUAAGUAAAGCACCUCAUCUGUUUGUGGAGGGCAUCAGCUCCCACGACUUGAACCAGGGAGUUGUGGGAAACUGCUGGUUUGUUGCCGCCUGCUCCUGUCUGGCUUUAAAACCAAACCUCUGGAAGAAGGUCAUUCCGGAUUGGAAGGACCAGGAGUGGGACGACAAACACCCAGAGAGCUACGCCGGAAUCUUCCACUUUCAGUUCUGGAUCUUUGGCGAGUGGAUCGAUGUGGUGGUGGACGACCGACUGCCUACGAUCAACGGAGAGCUCAUCUACUGUCACUCCAAAGACAACAAUGAAUUCUGGAGCGCUCUGCUGGAGAAGGCCUACGCCAAGCUCUCUGGCUGCUACGAGUCGCUGGAGGGUGGAAACACUGGAGACGCUGUGGUGGAUUUCAGUGGCGCUGUGGCUGAAACUAUCAACCUGGAGGACCAGCAAUUCUAUCAGGACCAAGACAAACAAGACAAACUGUUCGAGGACCUCCUGAAGGUGUACGAUCGAGGAGGAAUCAUCAGCUGCUCCAUUAAGGCACAGGCUCAUGAAAUCGAGUUGAAGAUGGCUAACGGGUUGGUGAAAGGCCAUGCGUACUCGGUAACGGCAGUGAAGAAGGUGCGUUUGGGUCACGGGCUGCUGGCCUACUUCAAAAACGAAACCAUCCCACUGAUCCGCAUGAGGAACCCCUGGGGCAAGACUGAGUGGAAAGGAGCCUGGAGUGACAGCUCUGAGGAGUGGUCAAAGGUUGGCGACACAGAGAGGGGCAACCUGGGCAUCACAGUGGAGGACGACGGAGAGUUCUGGAUGUCGUUCACAGAUUGGUGCAAGUUCUUCACAGACGCAGACGUUUGCCGUCUCAUCAACACUUCGGUGAUCAGCAUCCACAAGACGUGGCAUGAGGUCGUGCACUUUGGGAGUUGGACUAAAAACGCAGAGCCGCUGUUAAACCGUUGCGGCGGCUGCGCUAAUCACAAACAGACAUUCCUGCAGAACCCACAGUACCUGUUUGAUGUUACAAAGGAGGCUGAUGAGGUCCUGAUCUCACUGCAACAGAAAGACAUGAAGAUACACAGAAAAUAUGGUCAAGGAGAAAAUCAAACCAUCGGCUUCGGUGUCUUCAAGGUGGAAGUGAACAGGAAGUAUCGGAUGCACGACAUCCUGACCCAACAGUGUGUGCAGACGUCCACCUACAUCAACGCUCGGACGGUGUUCAUGAGAUGUGUGCUGACUCAGGGUCGAUACGUCAUCAUCCCCACCACCUUCAAGCCUCUGACGCUGGGCGACUACAUGAUCCGAGUUUUCACUGAUGUGGACUCAGGCUGCCGGGAGCUGAUAGACGACAAGCCAAAGAUAAAGUGUUGGAGUUCGUUCCUUGGAUAUCCACAGGCUGUGUCUCACGUCUACAUCCACGGAGCUGAGGGGCUUCAGAACCAGGACAGUACAGGAGGUGCCGACCCCUACGUGAUCAUAUCCUGCGAGGGUCGGUCAGUAAAAUCCACCAUCAAGAAGGACACUUUGCAGCCAGAGUUUGCAACCAGCGGCAUCUUCUACAGGAAAAAGCCCAGAAAGCCAAUAACUGUGGAGGUGUGGAACAGUAACGCAGUGAAGGACGAGUUUAUGGGCCAAGUGGUUCUGUCCGGCUCGGUGAAGGACUCCACCGACCCUCAGAUGCUCCAGCUGAGGAAGCGAGGGAGGCAGAUGGCCGACGAGAUGCCGGGACGCAUCAGCCUGAGGAUCCUCACCUCGUCUCAGCUGACCGCCAUGUGAACUCCAAAGCGACCUGACAGGGCCGAGUCGUUCUCAGCUCCGAACUAUGCGCUGACAAAGUUGUGUAACUUAUUUGAACCGUGCCAUCGUGAACGAAGCUUUUUAUAUUGGUGAACGCUGUUAUUUGCACGUUGGUGAAUUAUGUCGAAAUGUUUAAUUGCUUCUGUCGCUCUUUGAGUCAUGUUUGCGUAACUUAUGAAGCGUUUUUAUAACGAUGUUUUUUUGUAAAUGUAUUUUUGCAUUACACUAUACUGUGAGCAAUAUGGUAGUCGCAUUAUAGAUGCUGUGAAUGAUAUGGUGGUAUUUAUCAUUCACGCCUCACAAUGACCACAAUAAUCACUAUGCAGAGAAACUUGCUCUAUUUACAAGUCUUAUUACCAUCUGUUUCUGUAAUUCAUCUUCUCUCUCUUUCUUCCACCAGUUUACAAUCAUGUUUCUUUCUCAUUCUUAAAAACAAAUUCCUAAACAAUGAAAAAUGAAUAAAAAAAAGGGAUUUAUCCUCGGACCAAGCACUGCCA
Molecule: messenger RNA, 2651 nt
Organism: Stegastes partitus (bicolor damselfish)
Lineage: Eukaryota; Metazoa; Chordata; Actinopteri; Pomacentridae
Product: calpain-5
Exons: 13
Coding region: 202-2133 (643 amino acids)
Biological process (GO): proteolysis
Cellular component (GO): cytoplasm
Molecular function (GO): calcium-dependent cysteine-type endopeptidase activity
Source: RefSeq, a predicted model, not a curated record